This is a messenger RNA of Callorhinus ursinus (northern fur seal), 921 nucleotides long. It is a transcript of the gene POLR2H, whose product is annotated as RNA polymerase II, I and III subunit H. The record is from RefSeq and is a predicted model, not a curated record. NCBI's taxonomy places the organism in Eukaryota, Metazoa, Chordata, Mammalia, Carnivora, Otariidae. Gene Ontology annotation, biological process: DNA-templated transcription. Gene Ontology annotation, cellular component: RNA polymerase III complex; RNA polymerase II, core complex; RNA polymerase I complex.
AGGCGGCGGAAGUGGUAGCGUUACUGCAUGUCCGUGCGCAUGCGUUGUUCUAGUUCCUUGCUGCCGCUGUGUAGGCACUCUCUUUUUCCCUCUCUCCUUUUCUCCACGCGAGGGGGAGCGCGUACCCCUGGGCGUGGUCGCGCUCCCAGCCCCUCUGCUACUCUCGUGGCCACCUCACCAUGGCGGGCAUCCUGUUUGAGGAUAUUUUUGAUGUGAAAGACAUUGACCCGGAGGGCAAGAAGUUUGACCGAGUGUCUCGACUACAUUGUGAGAGUGAGUCUUUCAAGAUGGACCUGAUCUUAGAUGUAAACAUUCAGAUUUACCCUGUGGACCUGGGUGACAAGUUCCGGUUGGUCAUAGCCAGUACCUUAUAUGAAGAUGGUACCCUGGAUGACGGCGAAUACAACCCCACAGAUGAUAGACCUUCCAGGGCUGACCAGUUUGAGUAUGUAAUGUAUGGGAAAGUAUACAGGAUUGAGGGCGACGAAACUUCUACUGAAGCAGCAACGCGUCUCUCUGCCUACGUGUCCUAUGGUGGCCUGCUCAUGAGGCUGCAGGGUGAUGCCAACAACCUGCAUGGAUUUGAAGUGGAUUCCAGAGUUUAUCUGCUGAUGAAGAAACUGGCCUUCUAAAGCACCCAGGAAGCCAACCUUGCUGCUUAGUCACUCAGGACUUGGACGUCCAUUCGAGCCUGAGACCACCUGUUCAGGAAGGGCUGGCUGGCUGGCCACUGGGGGUGCUUCUUUAGGUGGUCUGGGCUCAAUGGGAAACUUGCCUGUGAAAGACCCAGUGGGAGGGCUUAAAAGGAAUCAGAAGUUGUUUGUGUAUAUGAUUUUUUAAUUAAACUUUACUUUUUCAGACUGUUUUCCCCACCUUAAAAAAAAAAAUCUUUUCCAUUACUCUAAAAUCAUUUUUUUCCAA